Molecule: messenger RNA, 2913 nt
Organism: Aspergillus thermomutatus
Lineage: Eukaryota; Fungi; Ascomycota; Eurotiomycetes; Eurotiales; Aspergillaceae
Exons: 4
Coding region: 1-2913 (970 amino acids)
Source: RefSeq, a predicted model, not a curated record
AUGGGCUCCAGACCAAAGGCAACAAGGAAGAAAUCAGAGGAGAAGCCAAAGCUCAUUGAACCAGCAAAGGAACCUGAGCCCGAAUCAGAGCCAGAAACUGUACCUGUACCUGUACCUGCCCCGGAGCCUCCUGCUGAUUUGCUUGUGGACAUGCCUGAAGCGCCUGAGCCGCCUGUCAUUGACGAGCCAGCCGCUCCAGCCGCGCCGCCACCUAAAAGCACAUCCAAGACCAAGUCAUCUGCCAAGCUCUCGGUUGCGGAGCGCAUCAAAGCUCUCGAGCAAGCCAAAAAAGAGAGGCUGAAGGAGAAAGCAAAAGCUAAAGAGACCGCACCACCACCGGAACCCCUUCAGGAAGAACCUGCCGUAGAGAUCCCGCCUGAACCUGUCGAAGAGCCCAAGAUUUCUCGGGAGUCUGUGCCGGGAAGCUUCCCAGACGCUUUUGAGGACGACUUCCAGGAGCCUCCACCUCCUGCUCCCGAACCCGAGCCGGAGCCAUCGCCUGAUCCACCGCGUGAGCCUGAACCAGAGCCAGAGCCAGAGCCGGCUCCGGCUCCGACUCCUUUGUCCAAAAAAGCCGAGAAGAAGAAAAAGAAGAAGGUACAACUCUCAAAGACUGAGAAAAAGAAGAAAAAGAAGGCCAAGGCAGUCGAACCAGAACCCGCACCACCGGAACCUGAACCUGUUCCUGAGCCCGAGCAGCAACCGGAGCCUCAGCCAGAGCCAGAGCGGGCGCUUGAGCCCGAGCCCGAGCCCGAGCCUGCUGAUGAGCCUGUAGAGCCGCCUGCCCAGGAGUUAAAGACCACUAAGAAAAUUAAGAAAAGCUCCAAGUCCAGAAAGGCUGAAGCAACUAUGGAGGUGCCCCCAGCUGAAGAUGUACCCGCUGAAGCGCCUGGUGCAGAUGCUGGUGGUCCGCCUACUCCUCCACCGGAGCCCGCGGCACCAGAAAGAUCAGCGAAGAAAGAGCGUGCUCGAGUUGAGCGAACUCCAGGUGUUACUUCAUGGGGCUUCUGGGGUGCUACUCCCACUUCUAGGAAAUCAGCCCAUAAGGAGGUCAGGUCUAGCCGAAGGGAGCCUUCACCCGGCGGAGUCGUACGGUCAAAGUCCACCAGACAUUCAAGGCGAAAGGAGGUGCCUUAUGAGGCGGAGAAGUCCUCUGGUUCUGACAGAGACAAACGACGAGGAAGCAAAGAGGACCGAGCGACAGCCUUCUCCAACUUCAUCCUUGGCGGUCCGCCUGCGCCGACCAGAACGAAGUCGUCACGUAGACAUGGGGCGUCCGCAUCUAAGCAGGCAUCUAGGCGGCCGUCCAUCGACAUGAAUGAGGCCGCAUUCCCGACACCUCCACCAGACGAGAGAUUUGAAGUGUCGGACAAAGCAGCGAGGAUGAUGGGAGUUGGUGCAUCGAGGCACAGGGAAAGACCGCGUGGGACGCGGAGAAGAUCCAGCGUGCGUGAUCCGUACGCCAUUGAUGACGAUAUUGUUGUGGUCGAUCGGGAUGAGGUAGACGGCCAUUCACCGAAGGAAGACUCGAGAGAAUCCCGGGACUCCAGAAAAAGAUCCAGUAGAAAGUCGCGGUCCAGAGCCUAUGAAUUUCAGGAUGAUGCGGUUAUGGUCGAGCCAGAUCAAACCCACCAAGGGCCAGAUGUAGUGUCGGGUCCGGAUGAUCUGGCAUUCGUGGAAGCACCGAGGGAACGACGCGUAAAGCGCUCUAGUACCUUGCCGAAAAAACAAGACACUGGUGGUUUCAUGGGUCUCCUCGACUCGCUGCGAAGGAACACACGUCCUGAAAUGCCAGAUCGUCGGAAAUCUCGCUCUUACCGUGAUGAAGAUGCAAGGUACAUGACGGAACCAGAGCGAGACGAGGGCCGACGCUUGAGGCGAGAAGAAAGGAGGCACCGCUCCAUGAAACCUGAUAUCGACGCCGAAGGCUUCGUUACCGAUGGCGGGCCAGUCGGAGGCAUAGCAGGCGCAGAAGUGGAGGAAGCCGAGGCUAGGAGAGCGGCACGUCGAUCACACCGCACAUCACGCCAUGCGCCUUCUGCUCAGUAUCGGGAGGAUGAGACUCGAGAAGCCGAAGAAAGACGGGCCAGGCGGAAAGAGCGAGAACAAGCUCGCGAGCGCGAGAUGUACGAGAGGCAAAUCCGAGAAGACGAAGAGAGAGAAACAAGACGUCGAGAGGAAAGGCGAGCCCGACAAGCGGCUCGCGAAGCACAGCGUGCCAAGGAGGAACAAGAGGCCAGGGAGGCAGAAGCUCGCGCUGAAGCUAAAGCUGCAGAACGGCGGGAACGGAGAAGACAGCGGGAGGCAGAGAUGCUUGAAAAUCCAGCAUACAAUUCAGGAUCCAGGCGGCGCCCUCCACGUGCUUUUGAGAGGGCACCGGAAGAUUACUAUCAUGACCACCGUCAUGAUGUGGAACAAAGACCUCGACGGUCUCACCGAUCCGGAGACGAAGGCGAGAAAUCGAGACGGCGAAGGUCGAGAGCCCCGGAGCCGGUCAGACCUCCCCCUAUGAUGUCUGGGGCUCGGAGGGAUAAGACCACGACCUGGGUCGAUUCGCAGGCGGUUAAUCCUCCUGAACCCCCUCCAAUUGUGCCAACAGUGCUCGAUGUGCCACUUCCUCCGGGCGACCAAAACGCACACUCCAUCUCAUCGGACGAGGAGGCGCGACGUGCUUUGCGCCGCCGGGCUCGCCGCCGGGCCAGAUACCCGGGCCUCAACGAUGAUGAGAUCGAAGAGCUGCGCGCAAGGAAGCGCGAAGCUCGCCGAUCUGACCGUGCGAAAAGCAGCUCUGGCAGUGGAGAUUAUGAGCGGGACCGUGGGAUGAGGUCGUACGACGGCCGCUAUCCUCCUGUGCCGCCGCCUAGCUCUGGCGCAAAGAUGUCCAGUUGGUUCAAGAAACUGACCAAUCUAUAA